CCCGAGUUGGGAGGCAGUCGGUAUCCGUCCGGCGUCGCGUCUCGGUUUGCUGCGGUCCCGGACCUAGCGUCAGCGCGGACUGGGCGGACAAGGCAGAGCCAGAGUUGGCGCAAUGAAGGCACUGAUUUUGGUGGGCGGCUAUGGGACGCGCCUGCGGCCGCUGACACUAAGCAUCCCGAAGCCGCUGGUGGACUUCUGCAAUAAGCCCAUCUUGCUGCACCAAGUGGAGGCGCUGGCCGCGGCCGGCGUGGACCACGUGAUUCUGGCUGUGAGCUAUAUGUCUCAGGUGCUGGAGAAGGAAAUGAAGGCGCAGGAGCAAAGGCUAGGAAUCCGAAUCUCUAUGUCCCAUGAAGAGGAGCCUUUAGGGACAGCUGGGCCCCUGGCACUGGCCCGUGACUUGCUCUCUGAGACUGCAGACCCUUUUUUCGUCCUCAACAGUGACGUGAUCUGCGAUUUCCCCUUUCAAGCCAUGGUGCAGUUCCACCGACACCAUGGCCAGGAGGGCUCAAUUCUGCCCGUGAAAUUUAGGACAACAUGUGUAUCAAGGCUCAGGAGCACUGGACUAGGCCUGAAGUCCCCCUGCACUCAGGUGACCAAAGUGGAGGAACCCUCUAAGUACGGUGUGGUGGUGUGUGAGGCGGACACAGGCCGCAUUCACCGGUUCGUGGAGAAGCCGCAGGUGUUUGUGUCCAACAAGAUCAACGCAGGCAUGUACAUCCUGAGCCCUGCAGUGCUACGGCGCAUCCAGCUGCAGCCCACAUCCAUUGAGAAGGAGAUCUUCCCUGUCAUGGCCAAGGAGGGGCAGCUCUAUGCCAUGGAGUUGCAGGGCUUCUGGAUGGACAUUGGGCAGCCCAAGGAUUUCCUCACUGGCAUGUGCCUCUUCCUGCAGUCGCUGCGACAGAAGCAGCCUGAGCAACUGUGCUCAGGUCCUGGCAUUGUGGGCAACGUGCUGGUGGACCCAAGUGCCCGUAUUGGCGAAAACUGCAGCAUUGGCCCCAACGUGAGUCUGGGUCCUGGUGUGGUGGUGGAGGAUGGUGUGUGCAUUCGGCGGUGCACGGUGCUGCGAGACGCCCACAUUCGCUCCCACUCCUGGCUGGAGUCCUGCAUUGUAGGCUGGCGCUGCCGCGUGGGCCAGUGGGUGCGCAUGGAGAACGUGACAGUGCUGGGUGAGGACGUCAUAGUUAACGACGAGCUCUACCUCAACGGGGCCAGUGUGCUGCCCCACAAGUCUAUUGGUGAGUCGGUGCCGGAGCCCCGCAUCAUCAUGUGAGGAUGCUGCGGGGCUGGCCGAGCCCCCAUUUCCCCACUGGCAAGGGGAUCACUGGCUCGACACAUCAGGAGGCCCUGGACUCAUUGCCAUUUGACUGGGGAGGAUUGGACAAGGCUGAAGCCGUCGGACACCCGCCUUCGCCUGUGGACAUAAUCUGGCAAGAUACCCCACAAAGCCCACUCCCUCAAGAUGGGCUGGGCCAGGACUGUAUGGAAUAAUAAUUUAAUGCUCACUGUG
Messenger RNA from Eubalaena glacialis (North Atlantic right whale), 1507 nucleotides. RefSeq names its product GDP-mannose pyrophosphorylase B (gene GMPPB). Gene Ontology annotation, molecular function: mannose-1-phosphate guanylyltransferase (GTP) activity; GTP binding. Gene Ontology annotation, biological process: cell wall mannoprotein biosynthetic process; GDP-mannose biosynthetic process. The record is from RefSeq and is a predicted model, not a curated record. Lineage: Eukaryota; Metazoa; Chordata; Mammalia; Artiodactyla; Balaenidae. The transcript has 10 exons. Gene Ontology annotation, cellular component: cytoplasm. The coding region runs from base 113 to 1270 and encodes 385 amino acids.